CACUUCUUGUUUCUGCUCCCCAUGGCCUUUCUCCUGCCCCCUGGGACUUGGACUGGUGAGAUCAUCGGGGGGCAUGAAGCCGAGCCCCACUCCAGGCCCUACAUGGCCUACUUGCGUGUACGACGUACAAAGAAAUUGUCUAAGUGUGCUGGGUUCCUGGUGAAGCCAAACAUCGUGCUGACGGCAGCUCACUGCCAGGGAGAAAUCAUCACUGUGGUCCUGGGAGCCCAUAACGUCAGCCAAUGGGAACCGAGCCAGCAAGUGAUCCCCGUGCAACGGCAGAUCCCCCACCCGCAGUACAACGAUACACCGAAAAAUAACGACAUCAUGAUACUGCAGCUGCAGGGCAAAGCUCAGCGCAAUAGAUAUGUGGACUUCAUCAAGCUGCCCUCGGCCAAGCAGCGAGUCCGUCCGAAGACCAAGUGCAGCGUCGCUGGCUGGGGCAGGACUAGUCUAGAGAAGAAGCAGAUGUCAGACACGCUGUGGGAGGCCGACGUGGCGGUGAUGGAGGAUGCCGGUUGUCCAAGGAACCAGGAUGAGCCCUACCCCUACUACGACGCCACCACCAUGAUGUGUGUGGGGGACCCAGACGAAGGCAGCAGUUCUUUCAAAGGAGACUCUGGGGGCCCCCUGGUGUGUGGGAAAAAAGCCCAGGGCAUCGUCUCUUGGGGACCCGAGGAUGGAACCCCCCCUGCCGUGUACACGAGAGUCACAGCCUUCAUCCCCUGGAUCCAGAAGACGAUGAAGGACCUGCAACCCUGA
Messenger RNA from Pelodiscus sinensis (Chinese soft-shelled turtle), 762 nucleotides. The record is from RefSeq and is a predicted model, not a curated record. Lineage: Eukaryota; Metazoa; Chordata; Testudines; Trionychidae.